UUUAACACACCCACCCAGAUUCACACAUGCUACAAGAGGUACAUUCUCCUAUCCCGCUGUAGUCCUAGAGGUUGCCUGGCCCUCCGGGGGGGAUUUCUGUCUCCUGUUACCUGUGGCGAAUUGUUCCGUUGGCUCGCCUCGGGUGAUUAGUCCGGACUCGAUGUGACAGAAUUACGCAUCUUGGAUCGCUGAAGUGGAUGAGUGCACGUCGACUACUUUUCGGGGACUUUCCCUUGAAAACAUUUAAAUGUGAAGAGCUUCACUCCCCGUACAUUUUUUUCUCCCGGGGCCGACGUCCCAGCUGAUCCAUGGCUGCUCUCCCCGUAUCGGAUUGAGGUUCGACGGUGAGACCGAUGCGCGCCUUCGGACCUCUUGGACACGCACGUUUAACGGAUCGUUUCUCCCGCGUAUCACAGCUGCGUUUGGAUCCUACUCACUUGUCUGCGACUCUGUAAUCCUUCUAAAACAUUUAGUGGUCGACAGGAGAGGGGACAGCAGCAGUGUGAAAAGGAUGUGGCUUGCGCAAAUCGACCGCUGGUCUGAACCGACUCGACCUGUUUUACCUGGACGCUUGCGGAUGAUUUUGCGCUUCUGAAAUCUGGACAUCCACGCAAAUAAAAGCAGGACUCUGAUGUUGAAAAUACAAAGGCUGAACACUGAAUCCUUUACUCAAGACGGCAAGUGAAGAUGGGUCCUACGUGUUUAAUGUAUAUUUCAUUAGAUUGGCGUCCAGUCUAAUAAACAUCAUCAGCGAUGUAGUCAGCUUGUUCAUCUGCGUGCUGAUCAUUUGCAGUAAAUACUCACAUCUGCUCAAAAGGGAGACCAUGAAGAUGAUCCUCCUGCGUAAAUUCCGGGUUUUGAUUCUCAUGGUGUUCCUCAUUGCAUGCUCGAUGCACAUAAUGAUAGACUUGUUACCAAAGCUGGAGAGGCACAGCAACAGCGGCUGCUCCUGCUCUCACACGCCGAGCGAGGAGCCCCAGAGCUGGGGGAAACAGAGUUGGCCUAACAAGCACACCCUGCGGAUCCUUCAGGACUUCAGCAACGAGCCCAGCUCGAAUGUUUCCUCCCACUCCCUGGAAAGGGUCCCGGUCACAGGCGACAAAACACAGGCUCUCAGGAGGCUCGAUCACUACGGGCAACGUGGUGACAGGAAGAGACAGUUCAUCCAGGACGCCGCGGUGACCAAGAACAUGCCGGCUAGGAGUUCAAGGUUGUCGGCUCUCUAUGACCAUCCCUUAUAUAAAAGAUCCCCUCCACCUCUGACAGACGAGGACACGCUGUUCAACGUCAACACGGACAUCAGAUUUGACCCCAAAGCAGCAGAUCAGGAAUGGAAUGGGGAAGGCAACAUGGAUGAGUUCAGCCCAACUGGGGAGCUGACGGCUGACUCCUACCCCAACUGGCUCCGCUUCCACAUUGGGAUUAAUCGAUACGAGCUGUACUCCAGACACAACCCGGUCAUCGAUGCUCUCCUGAAGGACCUGGUCACCCAGAGGAUCACUAGCGUUGCAAUGAAGUCUGGAGGCACCCAGCUCAAGCUCAUCAUGACCUUCCAGAACUACGGCCAGGCUCUAUUCAAACCCAUGAAGCAGACUCGGGAGCAGGAGACCCCCCCAGACUUCUUCUAUUUCUCUGACUUCGAGAGACACAACGCUGAGAUUGCUGCCUUUCAUCUAGACAGGAUUCUGGACUUCCGUCGCGUCCCUCCUGUGGCCGGGAGGCUUGUCAACAUGACGAAGGAGAUCCGAGACGUCACCCGAGACAAAAAGCUCUGGAGGACGUUCUUCAUAUCACCAGCCAACAACGUGUGUUUCUACGGGGAGUGUUCUUACUACUGCUCCACUGAGCAUGCUCUGUGCGGUAAACCAGACCAGAUUGAAGGAUCCCUGGCUGCCUUCCUCCCAGACCUGGCCCUUGCUAAACGCAAGACCUGGAGGAACCCAUGGAGACGCUCCUACCACAAACGCAAGAAGGCAGAAUGGGAGGUGGAUCCGGACUACUGUGAGGAAGUCAAACAGACUCCACCUUAUGACAGUGGGACGAGACUGCUGGACAUAAUGGACAUGACCAUCUUUGACUUCCUCAUGGGAAACAUGGACCGCCAUCAUUAUGAGACGUUUGAAAAGUUUGGAAAUGAGACCUUCAUCAUCCACCUGGACAAUGGCAGGGGCUUUGGAAAGCACUCCCAUGACGAGAAGUCCAUUCUGGUGCCAUUGACCCAGUGCUGCAGGGUAAGGAAGUCGACCCACUUGCGUCUGCAGCUGCUGGCUAAGGAAGAAUACAAGCUGUCCAUGCUCAUGGCAGAGUCCCUGGUGAGGGACCGUCUCAGUCCCAUCCUCAUCCAGCCACACCUGGAUGCCAUGGACCGACGACUACGCCAGGUGCUGAAUGUGCUGGCAGAAUGCAUUGAAAAGGAGGGCUACAGUUAUGUUGUAGAGGACGACCUCCAGAGGGACCAAGGGACAGACCACGCCCACACCGCCCCACGACGGAGGUAGCUGGCUGGGAGGGGGUGGGUGGGUUGGGGGGUUGGAAGCUGGGUAGGACGGAAUCCCUGAAGAUAGAGGAUUGGACUGAGCAGGUCCAGUCAUCCUUUUAAACAGAACUGGCGUCCUGCGACACAGAUGAGUUCCAUCUGUAUUGAGUUUCUCAGAGGGUUUGAUUUGCUGAACUUACCAGGGACGCCCGCCUGCCGGAAGUGAAUAUAAGCUGUCUGGAAGUGGAAGCCUGCUGGAUAGGACUGGACUCUGACAAACAGUGCAACGGCUUUAACUGCGCCGAAGCUCGAGACGCAGGUGAUGUCGAAGACUUCUGGAUGGAUCUGGGGCCCGGAUCAUAAACUGAAACUGAUCCACCCCCUCAUCACCUAGACUCCUUAAAAUAUCCAACCCUGACUCUUGUGUAGGAUAGUAUCACCACAGCUGACCCCAAACACCGACCCACCGCAGCACUACCAAACCAUGAAAGUCUUGCAAGAGACGCCUUCUCUUUGUCUUCUUCUGGACCCUUUUUUGAAUUCAGUGAAUUCUGAGGGACUUGUAAAGAAUCUCCCGACCCUCCCUCCGCUCUUCACAAGCUGAAUUAUGUGUUUCUACGUAUCGUUGGUAUUGCAAGUGUUCCGGUUCACGGUGGAGGAGGAAGAGGUCGACUUCCUGUUGUCUUAAUUAUCAAAAACUAUGUUGUAUUGGUUUGCCGCAAAAAUGAUUUAUUGCAUAGUGUCUUUUUUUAUUUUAAUUCUGCUGAGCUGCUUCAGCCUUUAUCAUCGGUAUUCAAGAUGGAAAUAUUUGAUUGGAGUGCAGGUUAACUCCUGGAUUUGUCCAUUAAUUUUUGCCCAUAAAUGUUACUUGUCCUUAAGAGAGUAUUUAUUGAAAGUCAUAUUUAUUGUUUGAAAUGAGUAAUAAUACAUAAUCAGUAACACAGCAUCAUUUGUUCUGUUAAAAAGAACUAUUUAAUUUACAUUACAGAGGUGUACUUCCUCAUUUGUCCAAAAGAGGGCAAAACGAGCACGUGCAAAAGCAGCUGCCAGGUCCGUGCCUCUCAUUAACGUCACAGCUCUGCAUAUUUCACCCCAUUUUUAAUAUCAAGCCAGAAUUAAAACCGGUUUACAGCUACCGUCAAGUAUUGGUUACAUUCAAAUGAGCAAGUCUACACCUGUGUUUACAACAUUGAAUCCAUUUUCAACUACUGUUUCUGUUUUUUUUUUUCUUUUCAGUGCAACAGAUAUGAGGUUAGAUUUACAGUAUGGUACCAAAAGCCAAAUGUGACACUAAUUGUUUUAUAUUAUUGUUUCUUUGUAAUAUAUUUGAUGUCCAGAUGUUGCUGUUGUGGAGAGAUUAUUUUUCAGGAUGUAUAUUUCAUUCAUCACCAACAGCUGAUAGUUUAGCUGUCGGUGUCAACGAUUCAGUCACUGGCUGAAAGUUAAUAUAUACAGUAGGAAAAUCUAGUGCCUGUGCAAUGAUAGAAAUACUUGAAUGUGUGGUUUCAUAGCAGAAAGGUUUAAACUCCUCCCGGGUACGAGCUAUAGAUAAGAUGCGGAGGUCUACAUAUAUGUGUGUGCUGACUCCAUCUGUUCCAUGAGGGUUUUAUAAAGUCUUAAGUUUCCAUAGUCCUGUGUCAGUACAGUGUGUAUGGACGUAUGGGUGGAUCCAUGGAGAACGUUAGAUGAUGUGUUCUUAAAGUGAAAAUGCUUCUUUUUUAUUCGACUCAUUGUUUCUGUGGAUUUUUUUUUUUUCAUUUCUUUGCAUCAUGG
Molecule: messenger RNA, 4249 nt
Organism: Thunnus maccoyii (southern bluefin tuna)
Lineage: Eukaryota; Metazoa; Chordata; Actinopteri; Scombriformes; Scombridae
Gene: fam20cb
Product: FAM20C golgi associated secretory pathway kinase b
Exons: 11
Coding region: 825-2498 (557 amino acids)
Biological process (GO): protein phosphorylation
Cellular component (GO): Golgi apparatus
Molecular function (GO): protein serine/threonine kinase activity
Source: RefSeq, a predicted model, not a curated record